GCAGGACAAGUGCGGUUGCACCGACACCGGUACAUAGGCGCGGGCCGGCGUGUCCUUGGGCUAGAGAGCGGGACGUCCGUCUUCGGGUCGUAGCGAUCGAGGUGUCGGUCACCCGGGAGCGAAAUAAAAAUGGGUGAUGUUGAGAAAGGCAAGAAGAUUUUUGUUCAGAAGUGUGCCCAGUGCCACACUGUGGAAAAGGGAGGCAAGCAUAAGACUGGACCAAACCUCCAUGGUCUGUUUGGGAGGAAGACUGGUCAGGCCGCUGGAUUCUCGUACACAGAUGCCAACAAGAACAAAGGCAUCACCUGGGGAGAGGAUACCCUGAUGGAGUAUUUGGAGAAUCCCAAAAAGUACAUCCCUGGAACAAAAAUGAUCUUCGCUGGAAUUAAGAAGAAGGGAGAAAGGGCAGACCUAAUAGCUUAUCUUAAAAAGGCUACUAAUGAGUAAUUCCACUGCCUUAUUUAUUACAAAACAAAUGUCUCAUGGCUUCUAAUGUGUACCAUAAUUUAAUUCAUACAUCAAAAUUCAGAUCAUGAAUGGCUAACAAUGUUUUUGUUGGGAUGGUCCUGAUUUAAGUAAAAAUGACUUAUAGUAAAGUGGAUAUGAUCUUUUUUAAAAAAUAACAAUUCCAGUCACUAUCACGGCUCUCCCUUUCUCAAGAUCGGAUUGGACUUACUAAAGUUAUACUUUCCACAAAGAUGGGGUGUCACCUCAAACCUAUUGAAUGGUUUUAUAUUUAAAUUUAUAUAAUGGGGAAUAUGGAUAUGUUUAAACACUGGGAGAAUUCUGUCACUCUCAGAAACAAGAAGACUCACCUGUGUUUCAGUUUGUAUUCACUGGCCUGUUACAGGCAAUGGAACGCCAGGAAGCAACUGUCUAUUCUUGACUUGAUGAUGUCAUUUUAAUUAGAAUUCCCUGUCAAAGGAUGCUGCCUUUCACCAUUGAAAGGCACUUACUGUGACCUAUGUAUAAUAUCGAAUAAAGAGUAUUUAGCACUUCUUUAUA
Peromyscus leucopus (white-footed mouse) is the source of this 1005-nucleotide messenger RNA. Its product is annotated as cytochrome c, somatic. Gene Ontology annotation, molecular function: heme binding; electron transfer activity. The record is from RefSeq and is a predicted model, not a curated record. Gene Ontology annotation, biological process: mitochondrial electron transport, ubiquinol to cytochrome c; mitochondrial electron transport, cytochrome c to oxygen. Gene Ontology annotation, cellular component: mitochondrial intermembrane space. The transcript is spliced from 3 exons. NCBI's taxonomy places the organism in Eukaryota, Metazoa, Chordata, Mammalia, Rodentia, Cricetidae. The coding region runs from base 130 to 447 and encodes 105 amino acids.